Molecule: messenger RNA, 5346 nt
Organism: Polistes canadensis
Lineage: Eukaryota; Metazoa; Arthropoda; Insecta; Hymenoptera; Vespidae
Product: aminopeptidase N-like
Exons: 23
Coding region: 1-5346 (1781 amino acids)
Biological process (GO): peptide catabolic process; proteolysis
Cellular component (GO): cytoplasm
Molecular function (GO): metalloaminopeptidase activity; peptide binding; zinc ion binding
Source: RefSeq, a predicted model, not a curated record
AUGAUCGAUUAUAAUGAUGACGAUGACGAUGACGAUGACGACGAUGAUAAUUAUGUACACGUGCACGAGCAAAGGUGGCACGUCCGUCAGAGAGCUUCCAAUAUCGAGCUAUGUGGAAUAAGUUCCUACGAGGUGAAUGGACGAAAGAAAUGGAUUGGUGUAACUCAAUUCUCACCAACUUACGCACGUCAAGCUUUUCCUUGUAUGGACGAGCCACAUUUCAAAGCAACAUUUACAAUAACCAUUGGUCAUUAUUCUAAUCAAACUGUUACCAGUAAUACCAAUGUAAAAAAGAUUGAACAAAUAGACAAUUUUUAUCGUUUAACGACGUUCUCGACUACUCCACGAAUGUCAACGUAUUUGGUCGGAUGGUCGGUGCACGAUUACGUGGUCGAAUUUUCCAAAUUUUCGAAAGAUUUUAAAAUUUGGACGAGAGACAGCAUGCGUUCGCACGGUAGCUUAGCUUUGAAUCAAGGCUGGUUAAUUUAUUCGGCAUUACGGGAUUGGAUGAAAGUGGAGAAUCCGAUUAAAAAGAUGGACCAAUUUGCCAUAACCGAUUUCAAUUUUAACGCCAUGGAAAACUGGGGUAUGAUAACGUAUCGCGAAUCGGUUGUCUUAUUUCAAAACGAAACAAUUCCAAUGAGAAACAUAGUCAAUGGUUUGACAACUAUGGCACACGAAUACGCUCACACGUGGUUUGGAAAUUUAGUAACACCAGAAUUUUGGGAUGUCGCAUGGUUGAAAGAAGGUUUCGCCUCGUACUUUCAAUAUUUUGGACCUUCUUUGGUACAACCAACAUGGAAAAUGAUGGAUAUGUUUGUCGUCGAUUACGUUCAACCAACUCUUCUCUUAGAUUCUAUGAAUCACGAUAGAUCCAUGAAUGGUCGAAAUGUUGGAAGUCCUAAUAGCAUCAUGGCAAUGUUAGAUUUUGUCACGUAUAGAAAAGGAGCGUCUGUAAUUCGAAUGUUAAAUCAUGCGAUCGGUGAAGAUGUCUUUCAAAAAGGAUUGCAUUAUUAUUUGGAAGAAAUGUCGUAUCGUGCAGCAAGACCAAACAACUUGUAUCAUUAUUUGCAGAGAUCAAUCGAUACGUCGUCGAAUGAAACGAACAAUUGUCAAUCCAUCAAGGACGUCUUCGAAUCUUGGGCAAAUCAAGUUGGAUAUCCUUUGAUAAUGGUGAAACGUAACUACACGAGACAUUGGACAUUGGUGUCGCAAGAAAAAUUUUAUCUGAAUCGUGAUAAGGAAAAAAAAAUCAAGGACGGCGACAAUGACGAGAAACUUGGCGCAUGGUGGAUACCUCUGACCUUCGCAACGAGCUCGUCUAUCAUCGAUUUUCAAAGGACUCGGGCAAAGCUAUGGUUGACUCCUCGGAAUAAAAGUCUGAUGAUUCCUAAGUUUCGUGACGACGAGUGGGUACUCUUCAACGUACAACAAAUCGGAUUCUACCGAGUCAAUUACGACGAGUCCAAUUGGAAGAUGCUUAUUGAUCACCUAAGAUCAAAGGAAUUUAUCUCCGUUCCCUCGGUGAAUCGUGCGGCACUCCUCGACGAUGCUUUUAAUUUGGCAAGAUCAGGAUAUAUAAAUUAUUCUAUCCCAUUUGACUUGUCCAAGUAUCUUAAAAGAGAGACGGAUUACGAGCCUUGGAUCGCUGCCAUUAAUAAUUUCAUGUUUCUCAAUCGAGUUCUAAAUAAAAUAUCGACGGUUCAUAAAGCAUUCCAGAAAUACGCCGAAAAUCUGAUUCUACCUAUAUACGAGUUAUUAGGAUUCAAGGAGGAUUUAUAUUGCAGUAACGUACGAACAAAACUUCAACGUGAGAUAAUUUUAUCGGCAGCCUGUGCUCUGAAUAACGCACACUGCCUCGAUACAUCGAAAAUGUUAUUUAAUUCGUGGAUUUCGGAGUCGAAUAAAACAAUAUCGGCAAAUUUGAAAAGUUUCGUCUAUUGCAUUGGUAUACGUAAUGGGAAUGAUGAUGAUUGGUUUACAAUGUGGAACAAAUUUCUCGAGACGGAUUUACAUAUCGAACAAGAACUUUUAUUGUCUGCACUAGGAUGCACUCGAAAUCCUAUUUUAUUAAAUAAGUACCUCAACGUAUCGAUUUCUCCAAGUUCGAAAAUUCGUAAGCAAUACAGAUUUUCGAUAGUUACUGCUGUUACGAAGGGUAAUCCAGAGAACGUUGAUCAUACUUUAGAAUUCGUUGAAAACAAUUUCGAAAGCAUUAUCGAUUCACGGGGAUACGAUUUCUUAAGUAAGAUAUUUAAUACUAUAGGAGAAAGUAUGACAACUAUGGAACAAACGAAUAAACUUAAUCAUUUCGUCGAACAAAAUGGGAAUCGUCUUGGAUCAGCAUUGAAAGCAGCUAAGAAAGCAAUUGAUUCUGCCAGUGAAAACGCAAAGUGGGUCGAAAAAUAUAAAGAAACGUUACCUUCUGCCAAAAUGGCUCUUUUGAAAGUAUUAGUGUCUAUGGCGUUGCUCGUGGUGAUAACUUUGGCUGAGUAUCCAUCACAACAUUCGAAUAUAUUAAGAAAUAACAAAGUUAUUAAUGAGAAGAAAACAAUAGUUGAUAAAAGCCAUUACUCUGAAUAUGACGAAGCUCCGCCUAAUUAUAGAUUACCUGAAAAUAUUGAACCCAAACAUUACGACAUUUCCUUGAAUUUAGAUUUCAACAAAUUCGAAAUACCUGAUUACAAAUAUAACGGAAAAGUUACUAUAAAUUUAGGAGUUAAAGGAAAAACGAAAGAGAUCAGGCUCCAUUUUACAAACUCUAUCAGUUUAACGAAAACAGAGUUACACAAGGAUUCAAAGGAUGUGACUAAGAUUGAGAUAACAGGUGUACAAUCUGUAGAUGGUACAGACAUUAAGAUAUUGACAUUAAAGGACGAAAUCGAUGAAAAAUCGACAUAUACUUUGAUAUUGGAGUAUAAUGGAAUGAUAAGUAAUCUUGCUAAAGGAUUUUAUAAGGGCUCUUAUCUUGAUGAAGAUUUAAAUGAAUGGUGGUAUGUUAUGACAGACUUUGAACCAAUCGGUGCCCGUAAUGCUUUCCCAUGUUUUGAUGAACCACACCUAAAGGCAACCUUCUCUAUUCGGAUAAAAUAUAACAAGGGAUAUAAAGCAAUUUCGAAUAUGGGUGAAAAAUCGACAAAAAUCGAAGGAGAUUUUGAAGAAAAAGAGUUCAAUAAAACUCUGCCAAUGUCCACGUAUCUCGUAGCAUACGCAGUAACUAAAUUUUCUGAAUACGAAGAAAAUAAUGUAAUUGUUUAUUCAAGAUUGGUAGAAUCUAAUAUGACUAAAAGUGCUGCAACAAUUGGUUAUAAAGUAUUAGAAUUUAUGAAUAAGUAUACUGGAAUCAACUAUAGCAUGGAAAAUCUUCGAAAGAUGCAACAAAUUGCUCUACCUGCUUUGAAACCGACUGCAAUGGAAAACUGGGGUCUCGUAACGUAUAGAGAAACAGCUCUUUUGUACGACAAGAACCUAAACAAAACUAUCGAUGAACAACGAGUAGCGAGUAUAAUCUCCCACGAGUUAGCACAUCAGUGGUUUGGAAAUUUAGUAACUCUUAAAUGGUGGAAACACAUUUGGCUUAACGAAGGUUUUGCCACUUAUUUCCAAUACUUAAUCACCGAUGAAAUCGAUAAACAAUGGCAUUUUAUGGAUCAAUUUAACGUGAAAUGUCUCCAAAAUGCACUUGCGUACGAUGCAGAGAAAUUUAAAUCACGGGCUUUGGAUAACGACGCAUCUUCCGAAAAAGAAAUUAGCAAUAUGUUUGACACCAUUUCUUAUGAUAAAGGUGCUUCUGUCAUCCGAAUGUUCAGUCACGUCCUCAAAAAGGACAAUUUUCAAAAAGGUCUACAGAAAUAUCUUACAGAUAAUAAAUUUGGAGCCGUGACAUCGGAAAAUCUUUUCUUAGCUCUCUCUGCAGUUGCAAACAAGACUGAUCUGCCAGAAAAUACUGACCUUACUACAGUUUUUAAAACUUGGACAAAUCAAGCGGGAUAUCCAGUAGUUACGGUGACCGUAAAUAGAAAAGACAAAAAUCCAUCGAUCACCGUAAAACAAGAACCAUUUUAUAGUGUAAAAGGAACUGAUGCCAAUAAGAAUACUUGGUAUAUACCUUUGAACUAUGUGCAACAGAAAGAUAAUUCAUCGUUCAGUGAUACUUCAGUUAAACUUUGGUUGUUACCCAACAAAGAGAUAACUAUUGAUAAAAAUGUCGAUGUGGAAGGUUGGAUUAUCUUCAACGUACAACAAACUGGAUAUUAUCGAGUCAAUUACGAUAGCGAAUCAUGGAAUAUCAUAGCCGAAUACUUGUUACAUGGCGAUCUCAAUACCAUACAUCCUUUGAACCGUGCUCAACUAGUCGAUGAUGCUUUUAAUCUGGCGCAUGCUGGAUUGUUGAACUACAGCGUAACUUUAAAUUUAGUUAAAUACCUUGAAAAAGAAACAGACUACAUCGUUUGGAAAGCAGCGUUGAACGGUUUAUCGACAAUGAACAAACAAUUAGGCUUAACUGAAUUAUACAAAGAAUUUUUAAGUUAUCUCAAUCCAAUUGUUCAUCAGUUAUAUAACAUUACGUCAAUCCUUGAAAAUGAGAAUGAUGAUUAUUUAACGAAACUUCUCAGAGUGGACGCGAUAAAAUGGGCUUGUGCUUUUGGAUUGAGUGAAUGUCAAAGUCAGGCCGUUGAACUAGUUCAUCUUUCGUUUGAUCCAAAUAACAAUGUUACUCUUUCUCCAGAUUUGAAGAAAGUUACAUUAUGUGCAGCAGUAAGGUCUGCUACUAAGGAUGAAUGGGAAGGACUUUUUACUAAAGGAUUAACAGAACAUAUGAGAAAUGAUGAGAGAACAGAAAUGUUCACCUCUUUGGGUUGCUCAUCGUCGCCAGAAAUUUUGAAAAGUUUCCUACACAAAUUUCUUUAUAUAGAACCUAUAAAAAUGUAUUUCAUCGAUACUUUCGAAACAAUAUACUCAAAUAAUCCUGUUGGUGUCAAAGCUAUUCUUCAAUUUUUGGACAAACAUCUUAAACAAUUGAAAGCUUCUAAUCAUCAAUUUAAGAAGAAUCUAUGGGAUUACCUUUAUGAAUUUGCGGGCAGAAUUGUUGUUAAGGAGGAUGUACAUUUGCUACAUAACGUUACUUUAGCAAGCGGUUUAAAAGACACCGACAAAAUUCUGGAUAUUGCAGAUAGAAACAUGAAAUGGUUCGAACAAUAUGGAGAUUCCAUUAAGAAUUAUUUAAUAACAAAUAAUUAUCCAGUCAAACCAAAGACUACAACCGCAAAACCAAAUAGCUCCAGUUCUCUUACUUUUACUACCGCCUUAAUAACUAUAUCUUUAUUACUCGCGGCACUACAAUAA